AAGCAUAAAAAGCAUUAGAUGAGCAUAAUUUUACCGAUACCAUGUUUUCCUUCUGAUUGUCUUUAAUUUUAACGUUGAUACUCUUAAGUCUUUUUUGAUCAAUUCUAUGAUCAUUUAAAUUACUCAUAGUCAAUCUAAUUAUGCCCUUGUCACCAGUUAUGAUGAGAUUUAAUUGGUCAUCUCUAGCUUCUCGAUAAUUUUUUCUCAUUCACGGUGUCAUCUGUGCUGGUGUAUAGCUAAAGCUACCUGACUUCUAUUUUAUUAUUCUUUUUGUGAAUAUACAAUUGUCUUUGUUGGUUCUUUAUUACUAUCAUCUAUAGUCGCAAAGAUAAGGAUUAAUCCGUAUUUGUUAACAUAUAUAUAUCUCAAGACAUUUUAAUGGUUAACUCAAAGACUGAUACAAAAGACAUGGAGAAGGUUGAAUCGCCAAAGGAGGAACGAAAUACAAAGAAGUCAGCAAAAAACCGAUUAUCCAAGUCACUCGUGGUUGAUAAUUUACAAGAAGACAGCGGAGAUGGAGCGAAUAGUGGUGAAGAUGACAAUACAUGGGACUGUACUGUAUGCACCUUUAAAAAUCCAGCAGAAGCUUUCAAAUGUUUAAUGUGUGAUGUUCGUAAAGGAACCAGUACGCGUAAACCAAGGAUUAAUCCAGAAUUGGUAGCUCAACAAGUAGCCCGACAACAACAACACUUAUUAUUGAAAAUAUCUCAUGGAAGAACUAGAGAUGGUAACAAAGAAGGCAAUGGUAGGAAUGAUAGUGAUGGAAAUUCUAGGGAUGGAGAGGAUCGGCGUGACUCUAAAAUUAAAGAUAGUGAUGCUGAUUCAGGUGCUGAAACAAAAAAGGAAAGAAAACAGACGAAACAUCGAAAGAGUUUAAAUAAUGACGGUAAUUCGCCGGGACCCAGUAGUCACAAUAAUAAAAUCAGCAAUAGAAACAGCCUUGGUUCAACUGGUAGAUUAAAAAAAUCAAGGAAGGAUGCCGAAGCAAAAAGUCCAUCAGUAGCUGCCUUAUUGGCAAGUAAUCACCCCAAUAAUUUGGACUCAUCUUCAUCUUCAUCAACUUCAUCAUUAUUAUCCAGUGCGACAACCACAGCAUCUUCAUCUUCCAAAAAUGGGUUAACCUCUAAAUUGAAAAACAUCGAUCGCAAUAAUUGUUCAUCAGAAGCCGUGACUGUUAACAAUGUAACCGUCAUCAUAACUGAAUUUUUAAGUGAUUUGAAGGAUGGUCAAAAUGAUAGAAGUCCUUCUAAAAACGUUCACUGCCUCGGGACGAAACAAAAGAAAGAAGCUCAUUGAUCUUGUGUUUGGAAUUGAAAACUCAAAUUCGACUUACUCAAGAAAAUCCAAACCUAAAGGAUCUCAUAUUUUACGACUUAUUACAAUACCUGUAUUAUUAAGUUUCUUCUGUCUCACCAUCUAAAUUUAAAAGCCUCUAAUCCCAAUUUCAUUGUCAACAACCAAGCUUGUUCAAAGUUAAUUGAAUGAUCUUAACCUAUUACUGCCAAAGAUCUCGUUUCCACAAAGAAAGACCAUCUGGAAUAAGCCUCCUCAAUGAAGAAAAAGCAACUUUGAAAAUCAUCUAAUCAUUCUCAAUUCAAUUAAUCAUUCAAACCCUAUUUAAAUACCUGUAUUUAAGAAACAAAUGAGAGUAGUGAUUAUUUUUCCAUGGAUAAAUGUUAGGGCUUUCAGGAAAAAUUUUGUGGCUGCCCAAUAUUCGUAUGAAAUUAGACACCAAUCAUAGAAAGACAAAAACAUUGCUCAUAUCUCUUUUUAACAACUUGUCUCACCUUCUUGAUUUCUUCUAUUCUAUAGAAAUCUGUCAAUAUCAUUCCCUGAAAAAAUUCAUUAGCUUUACUCCAAAACUCAUGACGCCUUAACUUACAUCCUUUUAAAAUUUCUGUUCUCUUACCAAAACAAAGAUAUGAGUUGUAAAACAUGAUAUUUAAAUACAUCAUUACAUGUCUAUGAAAAUAGUUUUAAAAAAUUCACAUUUCAAUAUUUUUUACUCUUAAGAUAAUGUUAUUUUACUAUUCAUGAUCCUAUUGAUAAAAAUUUUACUCUUGCUCAA
Molecule: messenger RNA, 2068 nt
Organism: Tetranychus urticae (two-spotted spider mite)
Lineage: Eukaryota; Metazoa; Arthropoda; Arachnida; Trombidiformes; Tetranychidae
Biological process (GO): positive regulation of DNA-templated transcription
Cellular component (GO): nucleus
Molecular function (GO): transcription coregulator activity; DNA binding
Source: RefSeq, a predicted model, not a curated record